AUGAGUCCUAAGGGCACGAGAGUUGAUUCGAGUCUCAAUGAAAUAUCAUAUCCUCAAAAUUCAUUCAUUGCAGAUGAAUAUGAGACCAUCGCGAAGAGGCGUCCGAGGCGUGCGGCAACUCAGAGUGUCUCAUAUAAUGCACGUCCCGCUCGUGCAAGAACAACCCGUACCUCCACCCGCAAACAAUCCCAUUCGCAAUCACUACAGGCUGUUGAAACACCGCCGGCCGAGGUCGAUGCUUCCGACGAAGGACCACAGGAAUCUGAUUCCAUGGGCAUCGACGAAAGAGCCCAGGCCUUACCCCCGUCGACCCGUAUUCGUCUUAGGAUACAAUCGCCCGAAAGCAGUAGUCCGCCUGAAAAAUCACCCAAACGAAAGCGUAAGGCCGGAAGGCCGCGUAAAAAUGACUCCAAACGUCAUCGUGUCACCCUGACUCCCGGCGAUCGUGACAAACCCGAGGAGUCAUCAUCGCGACCAAUGGAAGAUGUGGAGGAUGCACAGCAGGCAGACAAUGAGAUGGAUGAUAAGACGUCGACGAUUAAUGUCAAAAAGGAACAAUCAUCGGUGAAUAAUGUGGGAAAGACAAAAGAUGAAAAAUCACUGGACAUCAAGGAGGAGGCCGCUGAAGAAGUCGAAGUCCUGGACGAAAAGGGUGAACAGAAGAUCACCAAGGACGGUGAACUCCUGGGAGGUAGGAAAUAUAGAGUCCCCGUUUUCCGGUUGGAUUCACGAGGACAAACGGUAUUCAUGUGUUCCAUGGAGCCGGCAAAAUGUCUGGGGUUUCGUGACAGUUAUUUAUUCUUCUCGAAGAACCCCUCCCUAAAACGGAUCGCGGCAACCGACCAAGAACGCGAGUGGCUUGUUGCUAACGGUUAUCUGCCGACGAACUUUAGGAAUCGGGCCAUCACCCUUGUUUCCGCGAGAUCCAUAUUUAAACUGUUUGGCCACAAGAUCGUGUUAGGCGGGAAGCGACGAAGAGAUGAUUACUUCGAAUCAAUAACCAAUUAUGACGAAUCUAAUUACAGCGAUCAAGGUCAAGAUUCGGAAUUGGAGAGCGCCAACAACAUCCUUUCACGACGGGCCAACGCCAAUUACAUUCAAAAUCCGCGUGUCCUUGUGAAUGAGACGAAUUGGAUGUACCAUCAAGCGCUCUCGUGUCGUGAUUACAACAGUCGAUUGAACAUCCAUCGUUCCGAAAAGUCGAAAUUUUACGAUCCGCACACCAACAUCGAUCAAGUCUCUCGUGACACCCAACCGACACGCAUUCGGGUUGAAAUGAUUUCCCCGGUUAAUUAUUCUUCGAGAAACAGUGGAUCAUCGACGCGGGUGAAACCCGAAAUCGAAUUUGUACCAAAGAUCGUGAAUCCUCAUAAAACGCUCGGUACGGAGGUUAUGGAGGUUCUGCCCCCUGAGAUCAGGGAGAUUGUUGAGACCAUGAAGAAGAACGAGGAACUGGCCGAAUUCAAGAUUGAAGACAGGUAUCCUCUGGUAGUGGCAGACGGUCAAUUCCAAACCUCAUAUCCAGUGUAUCAAACUCCGUUUAAGUCCAGUGUUCCAAACGUCCCUAUGACCACAACCCUGAAUAUGCCAACCACGCCAGACACUGUUGCGACAGAGGAGCAUUCUUACUUUCAUUUCAAGAAGGUUCAACCCAUGCCAGCUUUUGGCAAUCAGGUAUUAAACUUUCUUGGGACCCCUUCUUUCAAGUUCGCUCAAUCAGAGGUUUUGUUUUUAAACAAUGGGAUUUUAAUUAGACAGGGAGGAAUAUCUCGCAAUACACGUCGAGCAAGGCCAAUCCUCAUAAUCGCCGAAGGGGAAAAGUGCAUGUAUCACAAGGACAGCGUGCAAGCUCCUGCAUUCGUUGGUCGCCCCGUGGGCCGGAACAAACCUGUGAACUCGGUCGUGUCUUCUGUACAGACGGAUGCGGCUGGAACCUCCGGUAUCCUACCUCCCGCCCCCUUCCCCGUUCCUCCUCCCCACGCCUGUGCAAUAUGUUUUUCCACGGUUGUCCCCCAGACCCUACAAUUGCCCCCCAAUGUCUCGUGCUCCACCGAGCACAUUACCGAUGGCAAUGUAAUGAUUGCAAGACUUGUUCGGUUUGUAAAUCCUCUGGCGAUGAAGCCACUCUUCUCAUAUGCGACGACUGUGAUCGAGCCUGGCACCUUGACUGUAGCGAGCCAAAAGUUACCGAAGUUCCACAAGUGUGAUUCGUGCGGAGAAAAGGCCUCGUCUUUGAACGACGCGGCAAGUUCCUACUUCCACAAGGAUGCGACGCCCAAUGAAUCAAAUUACCCAAUUCAUUUGGCCACGAUUUGCAGCAAGUGCGAACCCAACUUCUCGGCCGAUCGGUUUUGCCCAAUGUGCCUUAAAACCUACUCGGACACAGAGGACAGUCAAGAGAAUGAGGAUGACAAAGAUAUGGUGUGUUGCGAUGACUGUGAUAGUUGGAUUCACGCGAGAUGCGAUUCCGCCAUCACGCCCGAGCGAUACAAGGAAUUGGUCGAAGACCCUGAUGCAAAAUACAGGUGUCCGCUGUGCGAAGGAAGAAUAAAACCGAUCCGAAAAGGCGACGAAGAACAGAUACGUGCAUUGUCCGGUUUCCCCGCGGCCAUACCCGUUUCUCAAAUCGCUAACGGCCGAUGCAUUCGGGGCGUUGUUAACUUUAAGGGAAAGAAGGUGACCGUUCCCGAGAUCCGGGGUUGGGGUAAAAGUAACAUUCAAUAA
Molecule: messenger RNA, 2724 nt
Organism: Acaulospora colombiana
Lineage: Eukaryota; Fungi; Glomeromycota; Glomeromycetes; Diversisporales; Acaulosporaceae
Source: the annotation of a GenBank genome assembly